This is a messenger RNA of Trichomycterus rosablanca, 3916 nucleotides long. RefSeq names its product serine/threonine-protein kinase PAK 3. The transcript is spliced from 16 exons. Lineage: Eukaryota; Metazoa; Chordata; Actinopteri; Siluriformes; Trichomycteridae. Gene Ontology annotation, cellular component: cytoplasm. Bases 216 to 1943 code for a protein of 575 amino acids. Gene Ontology annotation, molecular function: protein serine/threonine kinase activity; ATP binding. Gene Ontology annotation, biological process: regulation of actin cytoskeleton organization; intracellular signal transduction; regulation of MAPK cascade. The record is from RefSeq and is a predicted model, not a curated record.
GGGUCAGGAACCGGUCUGACGGGGGAAUGGAGCCGAGCUGUGUGUCGUAGGAACGCACACACACACACACACACACACACACGUACUGGCACACUCGCAUACGCGCCCGCACGCGCCACCGCCGGGGCCCAGGAGGAUGAGCGCACGGCACGCGAGGAGCCACGAACACACCCCGGCUGAGAGGAUCAGGACAUGUUUCGGAUGAAGGGCUGAAGAUGUGCGAUAGUGUGGAUGUUGAGGAGAAACCUCCUGCCCCCCCCAUGAGAAUGAGCAGCAGCUCUCGCGACUCUACGUCUGUCCUGCACUCGUCCAAACCGCUGCCCAUGGCUCCAGAGGAGAAAAACAAAAAAGCUCGCCUUCGGUCUAUCUUCCCCGGGGGGGACAAAACGAAUAAGAAGAAGGAAAAGGAACGUCCUGAGAUUUCUCUACCAUCCGAUUUCGAACACACCAUCCACGUCGGCUUCGACGCAGUAACAGGAGAGUUCACUGGCAUCCCGGAGCAAUGGGCUCGACUGCUGCAGACGUCCAACAUCACGAAGUUGGAGCAGAAGAAGAAUCCUCAGGCUGUCAUAGACGUUCUCAAGUUCUACGACUCCAAAGAGACGGUCAACAACCAGAAAUACAUGAGCUUCACGUCAGGAGAUAAAUCGGCUCACGGCUACAUCGCUGCCAACACGCUGAACCGCCUCCUGUCCUCCGGGCCGCCGCUCAGCCUUAGAACCUGCAGCGCUUUAUACGACAAGCAGCAGGGUGCUAAAACGGCGUCCGAGCCCCCCAUCGCCCCUCCUGUGUCUGAGGAGGAGGAUGAGGAAGAGGAGGAGGAGGACGAAGAUGAAGAGGAGGACGAUGAGGUGCCACCCAUCAUCGCGCCCAGACCAGAGCACACUAAAUCUAUCUACACGCGCUCCGUAAUCGAACCCGCCGCAACACCUGAGCCUGUUAAAGAGGUCACGACCCCGCCCGAGUCGCAGGUUCAGCCGGAGGAAACCACCACGUCCAGCACGCUGUACCGACACACCGACCGGCAGAGAAAAAAAUCCAAGAUGACCGACGAGGAGAUCCUCGAACGACUCCGAAGCAUCGUCAGUGUUGGGGAUCCGAAAAAGAAAUACACACGCUUCGAAAAAAUAGGACAAGGGGCGUCUGGAACAGUUUACACAGCCAUCGAUAUCGCGACAGGACAGGAGGUGGCCAUCAAGCAGAUGAACCUGCAGCAGCAGCCGAAGAAAGAGCUGAUCAUCAAUGAGAUUUUGGUGAUGAGGGAAAACAAGAACCCCAACAUCGUUAAUUAUCUGGACAGUUAUUUAGUGGGUGAUGAAUUGUGGGUAGUGAUGGAGUACUUAGCGGGCGGCUCUCUCACCGACGUGGUGACCGAAACCUGCAUGGAUGAAGGACAGAUCGCUGCAGUGUGUCGAGAGUGUUUGCAGGCCUUGGACUUCCUGCACUCCAAUCAGGUGAUUCAUAGAGACAUCAAGAGCGACAACAUCCUGCUGGGCAUGGACGGAUCGGUUAAACUCACGGAUUUCGGGUUCUGUGCCCAGAUCACCCCGGAACAGAACAAGCGCAGUACCAUGGUGGGCACCCCGUACUGGAUGGCUCCAGAGGUGGUGACCCGAAAAGCCUACGGCCCGAAAGUGGACGUGUGGAGUCUGGGCAUCAUGGCUAUAGAGAUGGUGGAGGGAGAACCGCCCUACCUGAAUGAGAACCCACUGAGAGCGCUGUAUCUUAUUGCCACUAAUGGAACUCCAGAGCUGCAGAACCCUGAACGAUUAUCCUCCGUGUUCAGAGAUUUUCUGAACCGCUGUCUGGAGAUGGACGUGGACCGCCGAGGAUCUGCUAAAGAACUGCUGCAGCACUCGUUCCUGAAGCUGGCCAAACCGCUGUCCAGUCUGACGCCACUGAUUGUAGCUGCCAAGGAAGCCAUCAAGAACAGCAGCCGCUAGAAGAGCAAUCACACACACACACACACACACACACACACACAUAUACGCACUACCAGGUUUGGCCCCAACAUGCCCCCAAGACACCCAGAACCCCUGUAUGGGUGUGUGUGUGUGUUAAAAGGAACCUGUCUCUCUAGAACCCGGAUCAUGAGAAGGAAGCACGUGUGAGCCGACUGUGUGUGUACCUGCUCAAUCUGAACUGAUGGAUUACUGCAAGUCUGGGGUCACACACACACACCAACACGCACGAAACUGGAUUCAGCUGCAUGGCCCACCCUACUCUGUGUACACUGUGUGUGUGUGUGUGUGUGUGUGUGUGUGUGUGUGUAACCUACUAUGCAUUUUAAGAGCCGAUGCGGGCCGUGAAAUGAAGCCAUCGCAUCAGUUACACUCACCAAAUGGGCAUUACACAGCAAAUACACACACUCGCAGAUAUUUACUCUCUCACACACACACGCAUGCACGCAUGCACACACACUUAAGGGGUGCUAAUACUUUUGCCUUUGCUUCAUCUGCAUCUGCUCUUCAGAUAUACACAACGUCACAACUCGGUAACUGUAACGAGUUCAGAUCUGCUGGGUACUUGCUGUGUGUGUGUGUGUGUGUGUAGCACUAAACAAACCUCAGUUUGAAGUUGUAGUCAGAGGUGGAAGCCUGCAGACGUUCGUACUGUUAUUUUGUGAUGAUGAAGUGAGUUUGUGAUCAUUUAUAGAUUUUUACUUUUGUUUAUAAAUGUGGUUUCAACAUUGGAAGAAUUUAACGAAAUAAUCGAUCAGUUUUAAUAAUAAUCAUCAAUAAUCGGAUGAUGAAGCCAAUACCAGGUGAAGGACCGGGAUGAGAAGUUAAAUUAAUACUGGAAAGCUGCUGCAACCCCGAAUUUAUUACUAUUAAUAUACUCUCGCUGCACUGUCAGCAUGAGCUUCAUGCCAACCUAACCAAACAAGCUGUUCAAAAGCACAAGGUAAAAUGUCUAUUAGUUUAAUAACUUUUACUGUUUGGGUCACAGAUCGAAAAUCUAGUAUUGGGGGGAAAAAAGGCAAACCAACUUCUAAAGCAAACAAAUAAAAGGAUGCAAAUAAAAUAAAUAAAACUAAAACGUAAGAGGAGCAGGAGGAAGAAAUAAUUAUGAGCAGCAAUAUAGGUCAAAUGCAUCACCAAUUAGCCACAGUAAAAUCUAACGGCUACUUCAGGGUCAGUUGCAAAUCAGAUCAUAACGCUGGACCCCUCGCUGCCUGUUUUGUUCCUCGUUUACAGUUCUGAGUUGUAAAAUAUUGGUUAAGCAAAAGUACAGAUUUCGGGGUGCUCGGCUGACGCAGUGGUCUAAUGCUUGAGCGUGAGAUGAGAUCCACCGCUGAGAUGUCAAGUUCAAAUUCCAGCUGUGCUAUUGACCUGACCGGGGUUCCAACAUGCACAAUUGAAGGAGCUUGUGUAUUUUUAUUAGCACCCGAGCACCUCAAUACUGGUGGUAAUAGAAGGAUGCUGCAGACACGUCGGAGAGGAAUUAGCUUGAAAGAUUUUGGUGUUUUCUUUUAAUGGUUAGCGGAAGAACUCUGUGUUUGUGUGUGUGUGUGUGUGUGUGUGUGUGUGUGUGUGUGUGUGUGUGUUUUACCUCUGCAUCUGCUCUGUAUACCAGUUACUCUCUGAAAACACUGUGAAAUUUCAGGAAGCUUCAAUAUCCUCCACAAUAUCGAGCCGCAUGAGCGCUUUAACCUGAAUUAUUCACUAUUAAUCCACUCUCAAUAAUUCUGUAUAAUAUAGAUGUUAUUAUUUAAAGCAGGACGUGUGUGUGAGUGUGUGUGUGUGAGUGUGUGUGUGUGUGUGUGUGUGAAUGUGUGUGUUUAAUCAUUCUGGUCUUUUUAGUAUUAACUGGACUUUGGUUCAUGAUGUAUAUCCUGAUUUUGCUGAGUGAUCGACAAUUUGUAUUAAUUUAUAUUUUCUAAUUACUAUAUUUUUUGGUUUCUUACGUUCCCCAC